Messenger RNA from Acanthaster planci (crown-of-thorns starfish), 1953 nucleotides. RefSeq names its product actin, cytoplasmic-like. Lineage: Eukaryota; Metazoa; Echinodermata; Asteroidea; Valvatida; Acanthasteridae. The record is from RefSeq and is a predicted model, not a curated record.
GUAAAUAAAUGCCUUCAACGGACUGUCUCCGAGCUCACCUGCGUUUAUACAUUCGUUAGAGAAAGUCUGAAGACCGUUUGCGAGACCUCCACUGGUCGCGGUUUGAGUUUGCCAAGAAAGUUCAGCAAUAAGAAUGUCCUUGCCCGUAUUGUUCGAAAACGGUUCCACGGUGACCUAUGCCGGGUUCGCGGGAGAUGACACCCCUAGAGUCUCCUUCCCAACGGUCGUUGGAAGGCCAAAACAUCAGAGUUUUUCGGUUGGCGUGGGAAAAAAGAAUAGCUACGUUGGAGAUGCAGCCCUGAGUAAGAGAGGUAUCCUGACCCUCAACUACCCCAUUGAGCACGGUAUUGUCACUAACUGGGACGAUAUGGAGAUGGUCUGGCAUCACACCUUCUACAACGAGCUGCGAGUGGCACCAGAGGAGCACCCUGUGUUGCUGACUGAAACUCCCCUGAACCCCAGAGCUAACAGGGAGAAGGCGACAGAGAUAAUGUUUGAGACCUUCAACAUACCCGCCCUUUUCGUGGCUAGUAAGCCGAAGCUGGCCCUGUACGCCUCCAAUCGCUCCACCGGCGUCGUGGUCCAUGUUGGUGGCGGCGUGGCUUACAUUGUUCCCAUCCUGGAAGGUUAUCCGCUGCCCAGUGUCACCCGUCGUUGCGAUAUCGGUGGCCGAGACCUGACCGAUCACUUGGCGAAGAUGCUCACCGAACGCGGUUACGACUUCAACAUUGCCACUCAGCGAGACAUCUUGCGAGACAUUAAGGAGAAGCUGUGCUACGUUGCUCUGAACUUCGAGCAGGAGAUGCAGACUGCUGCCUCCAGUUCGUCCUUGGAGAGGGGCUACGAGCUCCCCGACGGUCAGGUCAUCACCAUCGGCAACGAGCGCUUCCGUUGCCCCGAGGCCCUCUUCCAGCCGGCCCUCCUCGGCAGAGAUGAGCCGGGAAUCCAGGAAGUGACAACCACGAGCAUCACUGGGUGCGAGCGGGAAUUUCGGCAUGAUAUGUAUAAAAACAUCGUUCUUGCCGGUAGUUCCACCAUGUUCCCCGGGAUCGGUGACAGGAUGCAGAGGGAAAUCGUGGCCCGUGCCCCGCCCACCAUGAAGGUCAACGUCAUUGCUCCCCCAGAGAGGAAGUACCUCGUAUGGAUCGGUGGCUCUAUCAUUGCCUCUCUGUCCUCCUUCCAAGAGUCAUGCAUUACAAAGGAGGAUUACGAGGAGUCUGGCCCAAGUGUCAUUAACACACAAAAUUAUCAUUUCUGAAUGGAACUACGACACACUAAGCCUUAACACACUCAUCAUGACAGGGUUUAAUUACAUAAUCACUUUUGACCUUUCAAUUGGUGUAUUUGGGGAGUUGAAUAACGUAGGUGUGCCUCAUUCAUUAUUCUCAAUCAUUAUUUUGUUGAAGCAGUUGCGGAAGGCUCUUAAAGUCUCGUUAUCGUCUGAACAGUUUAUUUCAGGUUAUAUUUGCGGGAAUUACAAGAGAAGUGUGCUUUCAACCGCGUCGCAGUUCCUGUCUAUAUUGAGAAUCAAAGGUUUUACCAUUUCAGUUUUGAUAGUUCAAUAAAGUGGUUGAAGGUUAGUAAGAUAUUAUUGAUUUGUGAAACAUAGAAUAACAAAAGGCUCGAGCGCCAAAAACAUAUAGUUGAUUGCUCCCUUCCAAAUGAAGCCCAGUUACGCCACUGACCACAGCAUUACUGUAGGUCAUAAUCUCUGUAACAAAUGAAAUAUUUUCUCCACUUUCUAGGUCGAGAUCGUUGACACCGUCGAAAGGGAGAGUAUUAGUUCCUAUUACAUCCAAAAUAAAACUUAGAACUCUGCUGGUAAUAACAUAAUGUACAAAAAUUAUUCCUUUAUCCCUUAAUUUAUGUAUCACAUAUUCAAAUGCAUUUCCGAAGCCUAAUAUUUUUUGUGUGUAAUUUUUAGGAUGAAAAUGGUUGUUGCUGAUAAGGUAA